AUGCUGGUGCUGCUGGGGGAGGCAGAAAUGCCUCAGGACGGCGAGCAUGGCAUGCAGGUGCCCUGGGGAGCCUGUCCCCUCCACCAGGCGCACAUCGGGGACCGCUGGGCCAGGCAGGGACGGGAGAUGGUGCCCCAGCAGCAAUCCUGGCCCGGGAGCCCUGCAGACAGGCUGCGGGAGCAGCAGGAGCUGCCAGUGUAUCUAUCCAGCAAUGCAGGAGACUUUGGUCUACUCAAGGACACCCCUCCCAGACAGUGCAGACCAAAAGGAGAGCGGGACCAGCUGGGAUCUCGCUUCCUGGAGCUCCAGCAUGAGCCAGAUCACAAGCGGCGCUGCGUGCCCUGCUGCUGUGAGCUGCUGCACGAUUGCACCACCUGCAUUCCAAAACCUGGUUCCCCACUGCUGCAGUCCCCUCACACCAGGAUCUGUGCGAUGAUGGAAGAGCGGGAGUGGGUGCAGGAGGAGGUGCCUGCAGCGCAGCACACAGGAGGCCACCACCCAGUGCAGGAAGGAGAGGUGUUCAACAUGAGAUACCAGGCUCUGCGCAAGCUGGGCUGUGGGGCCUUUGCCACGGUUUGGCUGUGCCAUGACGUGAGGAGGAAGAAACACGUAGCUGUGAAGGUCCCCAGGAGCGGGGAAAGCUUCGCUGAGGCUGCCCAGGACGAGGUCGCUCUCCUUCGAUGUGUGAGCAGUAUGAAGAAGAAGGACCGGGCAGGAGAAAACAUCGUCUGUUUAUUAGACGACUUUAGAAUGAUGGGACAGAACGGCUUCCAUAUGUGCUUGGUAUUUGAAGCACUGGGUCCUUCUCUGAGAAGUCUGAUGGGUAACUAUGCAGCCCAGGGCCUUCCUCUGCCUUUUGUGAAAAAAUCUUUACAGCAGGUGCUAGCAGGCCUGCACUUCCUGCACAAACGCUGUCGGAUUAUUCACACAGACAUCAAACCAGAGAACAUUUUGCUGUAUGUAGGUGACAAGACCCUCCAAAAGUUGCUACCUGAUAUUGUCAACUCUAGCCAGAGAACAGAUUUGGGUCUAAAGGGACCACCAGGAGGCGAUCUUGGCAAUCGAUUGGAACAUUCUGAUUUAAUGAGCAUAGAAGUGAAAAUUGCAGACCUGGGCAGCGCAUGCUGGACAUACAAGCCUUUUUCAAAGGAGAUCCAGACCCAACCGUACCGUGCCCUGGAAGUGCUUCUUGGGUUAGACUAUGGCACUCCUGCAGAUAUCUGGAGCACAGGCUGCCUGGCAUUUGAAAUGGCAACUGGAGAGUGUCUAUUUGAUCCUCGACCUGGGAAAUAUUUCUCCAGAGAUGAUGAUCAUGUUGCUCGUAUUAUUGAACUCCUGGGCAAAAUUCCUCCCCAAAUAGCUCUCUCUUGGAAGAAGUCAACAAAAUUUUUCAGCAGACCAGGUGCUCUCCUGCGGAUCUCCAGGCUUCUGCCCCGCAGCCUCUGCAACAUCCUGGUGGAGACACACAACUGGACAAAACACGAGGUUGCGCCGUUUAGCAGCUUCCUCCUGCCAACGCUGGAGUACGCGCCCGAGAAGCGGGCCACGGCGGCGCAGUGCCUGCAGCACGCGUGGCUCAGCUCCCCGUGACCGCCCGGCCGC
Dromaius novaehollandiae (emu) is the source of this 1602-nucleotide messenger RNA. Its product is annotated as SRSF protein kinase 3-like. The record is from RefSeq and is a predicted model, not a curated record. Gene Ontology annotation, biological process: peptidyl-serine phosphorylation; intracellular signal transduction; regulation of mRNA processing. Gene Ontology annotation, molecular function: protein serine/threonine kinase activity; ATP binding. Gene Ontology annotation, cellular component: nucleus; cytoplasm. Lineage: Eukaryota; Metazoa; Chordata; Aves; Casuariiformes; Dromaiidae.